Molecule: messenger RNA, 3138 nt
Organism: Physella acuta
Lineage: Eukaryota; Metazoa; Mollusca; Gastropoda; Physidae
Product: toll-like receptor 4
Biological process (GO): signal transduction
Molecular function (GO): protein binding
Source: RefSeq, a predicted model, not a curated record
CGCUAAACUGGCUGUAGCAGAGAGAUGGAAGCUAGAGAUGGGAAAAAAAGUUACAACAAACUUAUUGUAAAAUACAUGAUACAGAAAAAGUUUAAAGCCGCUGGAACAAGAACAAUAUAUUUCUCGUCAUUCAGAUUUUAGGAUUUUGAAAGUUGAAACUCAAUGAUACAAAUAUUAAGCAUAAAAAUGAGUAUUACUAGAAAUAUAUCACAUUCAUGUAAUUACCUUUACCUAAUGUGGCUUUUAUUGUGUUCAUUGGACAUAACUUUUUGUUUAAUGUUGUCACCAAACACGUCUCAUGACAGCGGUGACUUUAAUAAUCAACCAACCAAAUACGAAUUGAGUCACUCAGCUCCUGACGUACCCAGCCUUUCGCCUUGUGCGCAAGUUACGGAAAAUAAAGAACUUACAAUUGACUGUCGGUCGUUACAGUUGACAGGUGUUUUACCUACCUGGUUCCCCCAGAAAACGAUGUCCAUUUUAUUAGAUAGCAACCAGUUGACCUCUGUACCCGCGACCUUUGACCACCUACGUCAUCUUCGCCGUCUCAGCUUGUCAUACAACAGCAUUACAGACCUACAAGCAAAUACUUUUUCAGGGCUAGGGCAGUUAGAAUAUCUAAAUCUUGAUUACAAUCCCUUAAAGAUAUACCACAUUUCUAACGACACAUUCGCUUCUCUUGAAAAUCUGACUGAGUUGUCUAUGCAACAAGAUGUAGAACUGCCAAUUACACCCUACCCCAUUGAAGCGUUCUCAAGCAUUUUAAACUUGAAAUCAUUGACAGUAAGCGUUGAUUGUGAAACCUUGCAGUUUGGUAAGGACUUUAGAAAUAUAACGACAUUUUCUGAAUUAAAUCUGAGAGGAAAUAUAAGAGCCUUAACAAGGGAUAGUUUUAUAAAUUUAGGAAAUCUCAAACAACUUGAUCUGAGCAUAAUUCGAACGAUAAAAGAAAUCGAUACUGGUGUUUUCCAAUCGCUGAAAAAUUUAAACCAGCUUUAUAUCAGCAAUCUUCGAGUUCAGCUUAAAGUAGUUCUUGCAAGUUUAAGUGGACUAGUAGGCCAAACAAUGGAUACCAUCGCCUUAGGUUAUAUUCGAUUUUUCGUCAAAGAUAGAUAUUCGAAUAUUCUACAAGGUGACGGUAUCUUAAGCCGAAAACACACAAAAUACUUGACACAGAUAUGUGUUGCUCAUGUCGCUUUAACUUAUUGUAAACUUUACAUCAUUCUAGACAAGGCUGUAACUAGUAAAACGUGGGAUCGUUGCCUGAAGAGCUUGGACCUUACCGAUAACCCUAUAAUGGGAACGAAAAUUGUCGUUUUACACUUGCUUAAGAUGAGUAACUUGGAGACAUUGAUCAUUCAUGACAGCUCAAAACCACAGGCUGCUAAAAAUUCUCUGUUGAAAACUGAUUAUGGCAAUAUGUGCAGAACGUCUAAUCCUACACAAAACAACAACUAUAACUAUAAUCUAAACGAUAGUAGCUACAUGUUCACGUCUAAUAUAAGCAACGGAUAUAAGAUAUACAUUUCCAAGUCUCUACGAUGUUUAAACUUUGGAAAUUUAAUCACGGAAUUUUCGAUUGAAUCGAAUGGAACGUUCGUAUACGCGGAUAAUCUCGUUUAUCUAGAUGUAUCGGAUGGUGGGGGGUCAAUGUUUACCCAUCAUCUACACGGACUGACAAAUAUUAAAGCUUUUAUUCUAUCAGGCAGUGAACUUACAGUUAUCAACAGAACAUUCUUCGACACGAUGCCAAGUUUAGAGACACUGGACUUGUCAAGUUGUAAGCUCAGUGGUCAGUUCAUGGCAGAGUCUGGGGGAAGAUUGUUCCAGAAUCUUCAAUAUUUAAAGCAGCUUGAUCUGUCUUUUAAUCAACUGGCGUUUCUAAGCCCUGAAAUUUUCUACAACAAUGUCAAUCUCAAAGAGCUUUUUCUUGCAGGAAACAGGUUCAGGAAAAUUCCAUUUAGUUUAAAGAACACACCUAGACUAAGUGUCUUGGAUAUGAGAUUUAAUGAAUUGACGAGACUUCCUGUCGAAAUAAGAAAUAAUUUGGACCAAAUUUUUAAAGAAAACAAAGAGUUCAGCUUUUAUUUAGAAGGAAAUGUUUUAUCUUGUGGAUGCCAUGACAUUCAAUUCUUACAGUGGAUACAGUUGACAGCUGUAAAUAUGGAUAUGUUCAGGAAUUAUUCGUGUGUUGAUAACGACGGAGUUUUAACAUACACGGCAGCUUUUUCAGAUCUACAAAUUUAUUGGCGUCAGUGCUGGGGAACUGUGUUCCUGUAUCUUUCAAUGAUCCUGUUUUGUUUACUAAUCAUUGGAUUUGUGUUGUGUUUUUUCGUUACCAAGUAUAAAACGUACAUCAUAUCUGGACUGCUGAAUUUGUUUAGUGAAACCUUUCUAAAGAAACCUUCCAACUACGAGAUUGGUGUCUUCAUUGGUUAUGCUGAUAGAGAUUACCAGUUCGCUUGUCAUGACCUCAGACAGUUUAUCGAGGACACACUGGGGUUAACGACCUUUAUUCGUGACCGUGACCUCUCAAUUUCAACUGACCUGGCCUCUGCCACUGUGCUGGCUAUAGACAGAAGUUGGCGCGUUCUUCUGGUUGUCAACGAAACGUUUUUAUCACGUGACCGUUGGUUCUUGUUCAUGUGUAGAGCAGCCACAUCUGCUUUGACGUCUGCUAACCCUAAAAGGAUUGUCGUUCUCGUUGAGGACCAGUUACGUCACCGUCUGCCAGCCGAACUGUCGAGAGUUGUUUUGGAGGAUAACAUUGUUGUUACCAGAGGAAAUUUCUUAGACUAUGAGCUGAAGGAAAAACUAAGAACACGAUUGCUAGAAUAAAUAGAAGUUGUUAACAAUAACUGAAAGUAAAAUGUACAAACAGUUUCUCUAAUACACUUUGACAUCGCUAAGUUUAAUUUAACCUUUGUUCAAUCUUCUAACUAAAAUGUGAAUGUUCAAAUUAUUUGGGUAAACUCAAUUGCUAUUUAAAAACAAUUAUUUUACUUCUUGAUUUUUUAAAUAGUUGUUUUAAUAUAUAUUGGAUAUUAUUAAUUAACAUAUUUUUACUAACAAGCUGUUGAUUUUUGUUUGCUUUGUUGGUCUUAAGUAAUUAAAUAUCACUUUUCAAAUUACAAAACA